UCAAAAUUAAAAUAGAAGGAAAGCAAUUUCCGGGAAGGGUUUUUGUUACCGAGACAAAGGCAUCGCAUUUUUGCAUCACAGUUGCCUGCCUCCGCAAUCUAAAGAAAUAACUCCAUUUCUGUUGAAGAGAGAGAGAGAAAGAAAAUGAGUGGUGCUGGAAAGAAGAUCAUCGAUGGAGCCUUCAAGGUCUCCAAAAACAUCGAUUGGGAAGGCAUGGCUAAGCUUCUUGUCUCUGACGAGGCUCGCAAGGAGUUCUUCACUCUUCGUCGCGCUUUCGAUGAAGUCAAUACUCAACUUCAGACCAAGUUUAGCCAGGAACCUGAGCCGAUAGACUGGGAAUAUUACAGAAAAGGAAUUGGCAAUAAAUUGGUAGAUAUGUACAAGGAAGCGUACGAUGGCAUCGAGAUUCCAAAGUAUGUGGACAAAGUUACACCAGAGUACAAGCCAAAAUUUGAGUCCCUGUUGGUGGAACUAAAAGAAGCAGAAGAAAAAUCUCUGAAAGAGUCUGAAAGAUUAGAAAAAGAAAUAGCAGAUGUGCAGGAGCUGAAGAGAAAGUUGAGUACCAUGACUGCGGAUGAAUACUUUGAGAAGCAUCCCGAGCUGAGGAAGAAGUUUGAUGAUGAGAUUCGCAACGAUUACUGGGGUUAUUAGUGAUUUUUUCGUUUGCUGAUUCUUCAAUCUCCUGCUUAGGAUGAACAUGUUGAGAUCAUGUUCAAUCGAUUAGCAUAUAAUAAAUUAACAAAUAUUUGCCCUUUUUUUUGAUGCCACAUGGAAAAUAUUUCCCUCAUUCUGCUGUAUUUGUAUUUUGUGGUGCUUGCAAUGCAUGAUGCCUUGGUACAAAAGCGUGAAGGCCAAAUACUAUUUUUGGAUGUAAUUUUUUUGAAAAAAGAUCUCCGUUCUGCU
This is a messenger RNA of Amaranthus tricolor (Joseph's coat), 903 nucleotides long. RefSeq names its product ATP synthase subunit d, mitochondrial. The transcript has 5 exons. The record is from RefSeq and is a predicted model, not a curated record. Gene Ontology annotation, molecular function: proton transmembrane transporter activity. Bases 145 to 651 code for a protein of 168 amino acids. Gene Ontology annotation, biological process: proton motive force-driven ATP synthesis. NCBI's taxonomy places the organism in Eukaryota, Viridiplantae, Streptophyta, Magnoliopsida, Caryophyllales, Amaranthaceae.